AUUUCAUGCACCAUCUAUAUCCACCUUAAGUCUCAUCAAAAGUCACCCACAAGCACAACACUAAACUUUCCCUACAAAACUCAUCACAAGCAAGCACAAAAAGAAGAGAAGCGAGAGAGAGAAAAAAUGCAACCCAACAUUUUCACUCUCAUUCUCUUUCUUCUCUUCUUGAUCACUGGCACUUCCAUUGCGGCCUUCGACACAGUAGGCAGUGGUGGUGGUGGAAAAAAGGUUGAAGCUGCGGAAAUGUCUUCUGGGCCUAAUGGUGGGACCCCAACGGGUGCUACUGGCUCGGGCCAUGGUCCCAACUGGGACUACAAUUGGGGGUGGGGGGCGAGCCCUGGAAGUGGAUAUGGCUAUGGUUCAGGGUCUGGUCGUUCACCCACUGGGUUUGGCAGGGGCGUUGGCUUUGGUUUUGGUUCUGGUUCUGGGUCUGGCUCAGGCUCUGGCUACGGCUAUGGUAGUGGGGGUGCUCACGGUGGUGGGUAUGGGUCUGGCAGUGGUGGCUCGGGUGGCAAUGGAAAUCGCUCACCAUCGGAGUCUAGGAACAAAAAGAACCAUGGCUGAGGCUAAUUAUGUAGUAUGUACUGGUUUGGUGUUGCAUGUAAUGAUUUAAUAAGUAUCGCUGUACUCGUUUACCUAGUGUGUAAGCUAUAGCUAUAAACUAUGAGUUUGCUUUUAAAGCCUCAGUCUCGUCAUUGUAUAUGUUUAUGUAUUAUUAUAUGUAGUUUGCAUUUUGCAUUGCAA
Messenger RNA from Quercus robur (English oak), 747 nucleotides. Its product is annotated as putative glycine-rich cell wall structural protein 1. The transcript has a single exon. Lineage: Eukaryota; Viridiplantae; Streptophyta; Magnoliopsida; Fagales; Fagaceae. The coding region runs from base 127 to 567 and encodes 146 amino acids. The record is from RefSeq and is a predicted model, not a curated record.